ACAUAGCAAGUAUGAUACACUGGUCCACCUAGUAUGAUGGAAGAAUUUGGAUCAUAAUAAGAAUCAUAACAAUCUUACCACCUGUAAACUUUCUUUCUCCAUUUGGGUAAAGGAAGGAUUGAGCUGCUGUUAUUGACUUAUUUCUCGAAGAUGUAUCAGCAUUUUGCGUUGAUGUAGAUGUGUGUGCCGAUGUUUGCAAUUAAAGAAGAAACUGUUGGCCCUACCUUAGUAGCUGACAAAAUCACCCCAAAAAGGGGUUUAAGGGUUCCUAAAAUGGGAAGCAUAAAUAUAUGGAUUUGUUGUACUUAUUUUGGAACUCUCUCUCUCUCUCUCUCUCUCCUGGUUGUGCAUUGGUUUUCUUCGCUUGAUUGUUAUAAAGUUCCACCCACACCUGCAAAAGGAGAAUCUCUCAGGCAAACUAUCUUGACCUAAUAAUGGAGCUGAUAGCAAUUACUGCACUAUGUAUUAGUCUCUCAUUUUUGCUGACACCCUGUGCCUCUCGACAAAUCCAGGUGCAACCAUCCCAUGACCAAGCCUUAAAUCUCCGGGUUGGUUUUCUGAUUCCGCCAAGGAAGCUCAGACUUAUUGAGGAAGCAGCAACUUUUCAUGCAAACCAGACAAAAGUUGAUGGAGGCAAAGAGUUGCUAUCCUGUGGUGCUUCAGCAGGUAAACAUCAUAAAAAAGCAGGAACGACGCGUGCAAGAGGAGGAACAAGACAAGAACCGGCGGAAGGCGGGACCGAAGCAUCGCAACUUUUUACGAUGGAUUAUUCUCACGUAAGAAGACGACGUCCAGUAAACAACAAGUCCUUGCCCGUCAGUCCAUGAAACAUGGGGGAAUUAAUCCAGAUUUCAUUUCCUGAGUAUACAAAACAAAAUUUCUUAGUACAAUUGUCGGGGAAAACAAUUGGUGCUUUUGUUUGGGAAAUGAGGAAAGUGUCGUUUUUAAGCUCAGUGGUGGCCGACAUCUUGGAGCAGAACUCCCAAAAUUUGUUGCUAACUAGGGACCCUACGUACGUACGCUUUUGAGGUUGAUCUCUUUGUUUUGUGAACAUUCUGGAACUUUCACUACUCGAAUCCUGGCCCGUUGGACUACUCGAUUAACCCGGCCCUAAGAAGCCCAAAGAUUUUACAUAAGUGUACCAUAGUUUGUUGUGCUCAA
Molecule: messenger RNA, 1161 nt
Organism: Rhododendron vialii
Lineage: Eukaryota; Viridiplantae; Streptophyta; Magnoliopsida; Ericales; Ericaceae
Product: protein GOLVEN 6
Exons: 4
Coding region: 435-827 (130 amino acids)
Source: RefSeq, a predicted model, not a curated record